GUAAUUUUAUGACUUGAACCAGGUGGACCGGAAAGGUCGGUGGCAAAGAGGGAAUAUUCCCGGCUAAUUUUGUGGAAACUGUAUAAGUACAAUGGCAGCGCAUUCCCAUUGAUCAAGCAUCAUUCCUAUGUAUCGAGUAUCUCGUUGUACAUUUAGUCCACAUUGUCAACUGUAUUUGUUGUAACACGUAUUAACGGCAUGCACAUAUGCUUGGAUAUAUACGUGUGUUUGGAUUCUAGAAUGACAAACAUGAGAACGCGCGCGUUACUUCUUCUCCUAUCCACAAGUUCGAACCGGGUCUGCAGGUUGGAAUCGCUCCAAUGCCAAAGGUAGCAAAGAAGUACUACGCUGUGAGGAUUGGCCGCGAAGGACCACGAAUAUACGACUCCUGGCCUGGGGUGAGUUUUUUUCUCAAGUUCAGUCAAAACGAGCCCCCUUUCUUAAUGUUGGCAAGAUCCAAUCAAGCAAAAGCAGAAAGGCAACCACCAAUCCUUGAAGGACGCGACCAGACUCCCAUUGAGACAUCUACACCUGGACCUUCAUCGGAGGGUAUUGUUCUUUCAGCAGAGCAAAAAGACGUGCUUCGGAGGGUCGGGCGCGGCGAGAAUGUGUUCUUUACCGGAUCUGCGGGCACCGGUAAAUCUGUUCUCUUACGGGAAAUAAUUCGAGCGCGCGGUGGGCGGGGUCACCCUGGCCUUGCCAUAACAGCCUCAACAGGAAUAGCAUCGGUUAACAUUGGCGGAACUACCGUGCAUUCGUGGGCGGGUAUCGGGCUUGGUCUAGAAGACGCGAAGAAACUCGGGGGUAAAUUUCUGGGCCAGCCGAAGUUUGAUCGGGUCAAGCAACGGUGGCAAUGCGUUCAAACUCUCAUAAUAGAUGAAGGUUUGCGGUAUACGGUUAUUGAUGCCAUUGCUCGCAUUGUAAGGCGAUCAGACAAACCUUUUGGUGGCAUACAAACUUCUGUCAGCUUCCUCCAGUGCCGGAUCGUGGUAAGAACGGGAUCCAAAUACCAUCCACAAUUUGUCGACAUGCUCAAUGCGAUGCGUUUUGGAAAGUUGGAUAAAGCUUCUAUCCAAGCUUUUCAAAGUCUUUCUCGCCCAGUAGGGUAUGAUGAUGGUAUUGGGCCAACACAGCUGUACCCCACUCGCUCAGAGGUUGAUUCAGCAAACCAAAGAAAGCUUAUUUCACUGCCUGGGGAUGGAAUUCAAUACCCGGCGGCCGACACACCUGGACGCGAUUCGAACGACAAUUUUGUUUCAUUCGAACAGAUGGGGCGCUUGUUAGAAAGGCUUGUAGCACAACGAGUCAUUCAUUUAAAAAACAUGGUGCAGGGGCAGCUGGUAAACGGGUCUGUGGGGCAAGUGGUCAGAUUUAGUACUUCUGAGGAGGCCAUGCAAACCGCUACUCCAAUUGCCACGGAAGAAGGUCUCAAAGGUGGUCUAUCCACGAAGUCCGAGCUCCCUGCCAACUACGACAACUCGCAAUGGCCUGUUGUCCGAUUCACGUGUGGCAAAGAAAUGCUGUGUGUACCAACUGACUUCACGGUCGAUAAUGCAGAUGGUGGUAUAGAGGCGAGAAGACGACAGGUUCCCUUAAUAUUAGCUUGGGCACUGAGUGUCCAUAAGUCUCAGGGGCAAACUCUUGAAAGGGUAAAAGUGGAUCUUGGGCGAACUUUUGAGAAAGGCCAAGGUAAAUCUUUCCUGAAGACUUAUCCCGUGCGUUCACUGUCGCCUUCUCAGCAUAUGUUGCACUUUCUCGUGCUACUAGCAUGA
Molecule: messenger RNA, 1772 nt
Organism: Suillus subaureus
Lineage: Eukaryota; Fungi; Basidiomycota; Agaricomycetes; Boletales; Suillaceae
Product: PIF1-like helicase-domain-containing protein
Exons: 9
Coding region: 321-1772 (483 amino acids)
Biological process (GO): DNA repair; telomere maintenance
Molecular function (GO): DNA helicase activity; ATP hydrolysis activity
Source: RefSeq, a predicted model, not a curated record